Molecule: messenger RNA, 4071 nt
Organism: Hevea brasiliensis (rubber tree)
Lineage: Eukaryota; Viridiplantae; Streptophyta; Magnoliopsida; Malpighiales; Euphorbiaceae
Exons: 15
Coding region: 88-3816 (1242 amino acids)
Biological process (GO): cytoplasmic microtubule organization; meiotic cell cycle; spindle assembly
Cellular component (GO): spindle pole; equatorial microtubule organizing center; gamma-tubulin complex
Molecular function (GO): gamma-tubulin binding; microtubule minus-end binding
Source: RefSeq, a predicted model, not a curated record
AAAUUCAAUUUAAAAAAAAAAAAAAUCCAUGGCUGCAGGAAACUACAGUUGCUAGUGCAAGUAGUGCUACAUCAAUUCAAAGCGAAAAUGGCAGUGGACGCCAACUUUGCUUCCUUGUUGGACAAUCUGAAGGUCGAAGAUCCAUGGCUUCCUCCUACAACUUGGGAGUCCAUUCCUUCUCAAAAUGGCGCUCGUGUCUCCUCUUCUCUUCCCCCAAAUUCCUCUCCUCCACAACCGCCCCUACAUCGGCCAUCCUCCGUCUCCGAGGCAAGUUUAGUGAGAUUAGCGUUGAACGCACUGCAAGGGAUGCAAUCAGCUCUUCUUAGUAUCGAAAACCUUUCUGCUGCAUUUUGUUCUGAUCCUGCUGAUAGGUCCUACCAUCAAAUUCCUAGUCUAUGGAACCGGUCUUCAAGCACUCAUGCAUUGGGAAAGAUUCUCAAUUCCAUAGGCUGCUUGGGUUCUCUGGUAUUUCUUCUCCGUAAAUUUGUAGAUAAUUUUAUGUAUAUGAAUGUGGAUGUGCGUUCAUCAGGAAAUGGGUAUGAACAUUCUGAAUCAGUAUGUGAAAGCCAAAAUGACAGUAAUGUGCAAAAGCAAGAGCAUCUUUCUUACAGUCUAGUUAAUCAGGCAUUUGCUGUAGCUGUAGGAAAGGUAUUAGAUGGGUACAUAUGCUCUCUGAAUACAGUAUAUGCAUCGGCAAGAUUGAGGCGUUCGUCAAAAAUUGUUGAUGUGGCUUUGCAAGAGUCUUAUGAGGAAGCAUGCCUCACAAGCAUAGUGCAUUCUAAAGUUACGCUAUUGGAGGUGUAUAUGCACACAAAGGAAUUGAGGACUCGGAUUGAAGCUCUUGGAAACAUAUGUAACCUGUAUAAUAUAGCACUUUCCUUCUCAGUGAUUUCUCUAGAGGAGUUAACUGCUAAAGCGGUCUUGGAGUUUUCUAACUUCUACAGAGGAGGAUAUCUUCUUACAUACUUAUAUAUGCAACUAAAGGUUGCUGAUCCUGCUCACCAUGCUCUACUCAAGUUCCUCUUUCUUCGCUCAUGCGAACCAUAUUGCGAAUUUAUAAGAUCAUGGAUAUUUAGGGCUGAGACUAGUGAUCCAUAUAAGGAGUUCAUAGUAGAACGCAUUGAUAAUCCACCGGCUGAUCUCCAUUGUAAUGCUGGCGUCCCUUUUGAUUUCCCAUCAGCGAGUGUUAGGGAUGGAGUUGCUGUUCCUUGCUUUCUGAAGGACUUUCUGAUUCCAGUUAUCAGGGCUGGUCAGCAGCUUCAAGUACUAAAGAAGUUGCUUGAAUUAUGCAAUUAUGGUGGCCCUGGUGACUAUACUUACGAGGAUUUUCUUCCCAUUUGCAGUGGAUAUUUAAGUGAUGAUUUGUUUUGUGCAUCUCCAAUGACUUUCAGCAAAGGACAUUUAGAAGCUAUGGUAACUGCAAGGAACAACCAUUACAGAAAAUUGUUGGAAAAACUUGAAAAUCUGUUGACAAAGUUGGAGUUUAGAUAUCAGCAGGUAGUUCCACAUGGUGCUAUGCCUAUCUUUGUUGACAGCAGUGGAGGGAGUUUAAAGAGUGAAGUUUCAUUCACUUUGAAUGAUGGGUUGAUUGUCCCUUCAACAGCUAACAAAUGCAGCUCAAAUGUGGCUGCUGAUAAAACAGGUUCUAAUCACUCUAAUACAAGAGAUGAAUUCUAUUGGUUGGAUACAUCUGAUGUGUCUGAGUGUUCGUCUUUAAGUGGUUCUGAAGAGCAUGUUGAUGCUGAGCAACUGUCUGAGCAUCCUAAUAGCUUGGUAGGGCAGGAACAAAGAUAUUUAUCUUCAUUAAGGUUUUCCAUAAGUAUCCCCAUUGACAAUACAUUGCAAAAGAAUCCUCAAAGUGAAAUGUCACGUGAUUUAGAAAGCAAUUUGCCUCAAGAUUGUCUAAAGAAUUAUGCUCUUAGCUACUUUGUGCAAUCCUAUCAUAAUAAAAAAACUUUCAGUCACAUGUUUGUGCCACCAGGUUUGAGGGAGUCAAACUUGCCGAGGAUGUCUGAUAGUCAAUAUACAGAUUGGUUAACAAAUAAAUGCUGGUCAAUUGACUUUCCAAAUAUUUUAUUUUGUGAUGAUGAAGGGUAUAGAUCUUACUGGAGGUUACACCAAUGGAACUCGGCCCUAGAAGUGAAUAAAGAAGAUAUGGAAUCCAUAAAUGAAGGUCUACCAUAUUUUAGCAAAAUGACUUCUACGAUGGAUGUUUCAAUAGAGUCGUUGGGUGAGGAUCAAAUUGCAAAUGGCUUUCAUACUUCAAAUUCAUCUGCAUUGCAGCCGUGGAAGGAUAAUUACCACAGCAGUUUUUUCAGUAGAAACCCAAUGCUGAGAAAAAAUGCAUUCUUUCACCCUACGAACAAACCUGGAAAGAAAUGCAGCACAGUGUAUGGACGGUCAUUACCUUGCUUUGACUUUUCAACUGUAGAAGUCCCUUGCAAUGUAUCUGUGGAGAAGCUAGCUGGCAGUUCAGGACAAGAAUUUGAGUCUCAGCUUCCUUCCCCUGAUCCCACUGGUAAGAGUCAUGACAAAGAUAAACAAGACUAUGGUGGAGAUAGUUUUUUGAUCGAUAAUGCCAGAAUGUCUUGUCCUUGCUCACCCUUAGACUCAAAGAAACAAGACCAAGAAGGUCAUAUUACAACAAAUCUUCUAGGUGGGAGGAAUUGGGAGAGUCUUCUUAGUAAUUAUAGUUUCACUGAAAAGGAAAGUGCUGGACAGCACAAGGAGGGCUUGUUGGCCAUGUUUCAGAUUCCACUUGAUAUCAUUAUUGACAAAUGCCUGCUGCAAGAAAUUUUGUUCCAGUACAAAUAUGUUAGUAAGUUAUCCAUCAAGCUGCUUGAAGGGUUUGAUUUAUAUGAACAUUUACUGGCACUGCGACGGUACUAUUUUAUGGAAGUAGCAGAUUGGACAGAUUUGUUUAUCAUGUCCCUUUGGCAUCAUAAAUGGUGUGCUUUGGAGGCAGAUCAGAGAGUUUCUGUGAUUCAAGGGUUCCUCGAGUUGUCAGUUCAGAGGUCUUCAUGUGAACGAGACCCUAAUAAGGAUCGGUUGUUUGUGUAUAUAAAGGGAAAUUCCGUGAUGCCUCUUUCAACAUCUGCAAUUGGAGUCCAUUCCUUCGAUUUUUUGGGUUUGGGUUAUCGAGUGGAUUGGCCAGUCAGUAUAGUUUUGACUCCCAGUGCAUUGAAAAUUUAUGCUGAUAUAUUCAAUUUUUUGAUUCAAGUGAAGCUUGCGGUUUUCUCUUUGACUGAUGUAUGGUCCUCAUUAAAGGAUUUGAUUCACUUUAUUAGUAAAAGGAGUCGCUCUGCAGCACAUGAAAGGGAAGUGAACCAAUUUAAUAUGUUGAUAAAGAUGAGGCACCAGGUCAAUCAUUUUAUCUCUACUUUACAACAGUAUGUGCAGUCACAAUUGUCUCACAUAUCUUGGUGCAGGUUUCUUCACAACCUAAAGUACAAGGUCAAAGACAUGAUGGAUCUGGAGUUAGUACACAUGGAAUAUCUAACUGAUUCGCUAAACAUAUGUUUUCUAUCCGAUGAAACACGGUCUGUAGCCAGCAUCAUAGAAAGCAUUUUGCAGUGUGCCUUGGACCUUCGGUCUUGUCUUACCACCAGCAUUUGGGAUGUGGGACUGUAUCAAGAAGACUCACUGGGUAAACUUUCUAGAAUCAACAUGUCCCAGGUGCUUUCCAUAAAGCAGAAGUUCAACAAAAAUCUGAAAGAAUUGCAUCUAUGUUACCUCAAGUCACCUAGACAUGGAAAGUUUGGGCUUUCUUGUUUCUGGGGUUAUCUCAACUACAAUCAGUAUUACACAGACAGUUAGAGCAAGGGAUUUUAUGUAUAUAGGAUCAUGGUGAUGAUCAUGAGCACGACCAUGGUGAUGCAUUUGGAGGCACCUGCAUUAUGUCAAAUGUGUAUUUAAUAAUUUAUUUUGUUCAAUUGGAUACAGUAUUUUUAUUUUUGUACAAUUAAGCUCUCUUGAGAAUUAAAUAAUGUAUAAAAAUGGCCUAGUGUUAAAAAAAAAAAAAAGACCUUUUAACAAAACUGCAAUUUAAUCAAAUUGUUUUAAUUUUGGCAA